Molecule: messenger RNA, 460 nt
Organism: Trematosphaeria pertusa
Lineage: Eukaryota; Fungi; Ascomycota; Dothideomycetes; Pleosporales; Trematosphaeriaceae
Exons: 2
Coding region: 7-180 (57 amino acids)
Source: RefSeq, a predicted model, not a curated record
GCUGCUAUGUCGACGAGCACCGGCAUGGCGGAUCACAGCAGUAUGGGCAUGGGCGGAAGCUGCAAGAUUAGCAUGUUGUGGAAUUGGACCACCAUCGAUGCAUGUACGUUUUUCGUUCCCUCCGCACCACUAUCGUUCGAGAGCCCCUUCUCUAUGCGCACCGCGGCUGUUCAGCUCUGAUGGGACAUCUUUGGACUCUGGCGGUCUGGGGAAUCGGCGAGCAAUCGCUACUCCCUCAGACAGCCCAGCGCAACCAGAGAGAACAUGUCCACGAGCAGCACCACCUCAGAUCCAAACGAUCGCCUAGCUCCCUCAUUCCAGCCACUAACAUCCCCCAGGCUUCCUCUCCUCCUCCUGGCACAUCACCUCCAAAGGCAUGUUCGCCGGCUCCUGCAUCGGCGUAAUCCUACUCGUCAUCAGCCUCGAAUUCCUGCGCCGCGCCGGCAAAGAAUACGACCGC